This is a messenger RNA of Thermothelomyces thermophilus ATCC 42464, 1564 nucleotides long. RefSeq lists its product as uncharacterized. NCBI's taxonomy places the organism in Eukaryota, Fungi, Ascomycota, Sordariomycetes, Sordariales, Chaetomiaceae. The coding region runs from base 129 to 1202 and encodes 357 amino acids. Gene Ontology annotation, molecular function: oxidoreductase activity. The transcript has 2 exons. The record is from RefSeq and is a predicted model, not a curated record.
CGGUAAGUCUGUAAUCGGUACUUUAGUAUCCGAGACUUGUCAGCCCCCCUAAAACCCCGCCUUCGUCCACAUCUUCUGCCUCAACGUAUGAAUUGUACCGAAGAUAACAUGAUGAGAAACACUCCCAAAUGGCCCAAGAAGAGGGUAAGGUUAUCGUGCGACACGAAGCAGCCGAAGAAUUCGUUGUCGCACUUCUCGAGGCAUCGGGGGUGUCCCGGAAGAACGCCGAGAUCGUCGCGCGAGGAUUGGUGCAGGCCGACCUGCGCGGAGUCGAGAGCCAUGGCAUCAACCGCAUCCCGUCCUACCUCUCUCGGAUUCGCAACGGUGUGCUAGACCCUAAGGCCGAGCCUACACUCACCCAGGUAACCCCUGUCGUUGCUCAGGUCGACGGCCACAAUGGUUUCGGCUUCCCUGCCGCCCACCUCGCCAUGGACACGGCCAUAUCCAUGGCGCGCACCUUCGGCAUCGGCAUGGUGAGCGUCAAGCACAGCAACCAUUUUGGCAUGUCGGCCUGGAUCGUCCGGCAGGCCGUCGAUGCGGGCAUGAUGAGCCUCGUCUUUACCAACUCGUCCCCGGCCCUGCCCGUCUGGGGCGGCAAGUCGCAGCUCAUUGGCGUCUCGCCGAUCGCGUGCGGGGCCCCCGGCGGCCCGAGCUCGGUCCCCUUCAUCCUGGAUAUGGCCCCCUCCGUCGCCGCCCGAGGCAAGAUCUACAAGGCCCUGCGGCGAGGCGAGAAGAUCCCCCUGGACUGGGCGCUGGAUGCGGACGGCAAGCCGACGGACGACCCCGAAAAGGCUCUGAAGGGCGUCAUGUUGCCGAUGGGCGGGCCAAAGGGAUCGGCCCUGGCCAUCAUGAUGGACGUCUUCUCCGGCGUGCUGUCUGGGUCUGCCUUUGCCGGAGGUGUUACCGGGCCGUACGACAUGUCGAAGCCGGGCGACGUUGGUCACUUCAUCGUCGCCAUCAAGCCUGAUUUGUUCAUGAGCCUAGACGAGUUUAGGCAGCGGAUGGAUAUCCUCUACCAGCGAGUCGUGGGUUCGGACAAGAUGGAAGGAGUGGACAAGAUAUACUUCCCGGGCGAGAUUGAGCAGCUGACCGAGGCAACAAGGCUCAGCCAAGGGAUUCCCUUUGUUCAAGGCGAGAUUGACGCCUUGAACGCAGAAGCGGACAUGCUAGGCGUACCAAAACUCCGACCAGCAGCUGCUUAGGUAUUGGUCCGGGCCAAAGUGGGAUGAGGCACAACUAGCCCUUCCAGGUGACCUCUUUUUUUACGGCCUAGGUCGAAGUCAGUCUUGGUCAUGCUCGACGUAAUUGAUGGUCGUGGAUGCAAGCACAUCCUCCUUGAUUGCAUCCGAAUGAUGGUCUUCAACAAGUUGAAGAGCACAUAAGGAACGAUACGACAAGCUACAUGUCGCAUACGGAUAGACGUCUGGAAUAAAAGGUGAUUGGAUAAACAAGCGAGUAAAUAGUUGAGUUUCGAGGCUAGAGAUGAGGGGAGCCGCGGGUUUGAACAGUGGGCGGAAAAGGCAACAGAAAGUUUGAUGUCCGGUGGGAAGCUCGUGUGGUGAGG